AUGGGACAACCAAAGGAAGUUUUAUCUUACCGCCCUGCGGUUAUGCUCUCUGAAAAAAUAUCCAAAAUGCUUUGGAUAAAAAAUUUUUGCUUCGGGGGCCCGGAGUGCUUUUAUAUCGAAAGAAUUGGUGAAAAAAAAAUUGAAAACCCCUUAGUUUUAAGACCCACCAGUGAGUGGUGUUCGGCUUUCCGAGCCGAAAAAAACACCACCCCUUUUUUUCGCAAUACUGAAUUUUUAUGGCAGGAAGGACAUACCUUACACAGUAGCGAAAAAGAAGCCCGCCAAUUGGCCUUAAAUAUUCUCGCCGAUUAUCAAGAUUAUGCUGAAAAUACCCUUUGUUUGGGAGUUAUAGUUGGCAAAAAAACCGCUGGGGAAAGAUUUGCCGGAGCACUGGAAACCUACACCGUAGAAUGUUUAUUACCGGACGGGCAAUGUUUACAGUUUGCCACCAGCCAUUAUUUUGGCGAUAAUUUUUGUCGCUUAAUGGAAGUUAAAUAUCAAAACAACACCAACCAAUUUCAAUUUCCGCACUCUACUUCGUGGGGGACUUCUACUCGGGCUAUCGAAAGCGAAGAAUUAUUUAAUUAUUAUCAAGAAAUAUACAAUUCACUAACUCCCCAUUAUCGUUGUCAGUUAUAUAAUAAAAGUUCUCGCGUUAAUUUAAACGUGCUCCAAGCCGACAAAGAGGGUUGUCCCUUCAAAAUAAUAUUAGGAAAGGAAGAAUUGAAAAAAAAUGAAAUUACCCUUGUCAGAAGAGAUAAUGUGGAGCGAAAAGUUACAAUUAGUUUAGAAAGCAGCGAAGUUGAAAAAAAAACUUUGGUAAUAUACAAAAAUUUUAUUGAGAAAUUGAACGAAAUUCAUGGCGAAAAUGAAAAAGUUCGAAAAGCGUUAGAAAAUAAAAAUGAAAUUCCUAUCGAUUCCUUCCAAAAAGGAGAAAAAGCAGGGAAAAUUAUUGGGGUUAUUAGCAGAGAAAGAGCUGAAUUUCAAAAAACCCUUUAUCAAAAAAGUGUGGAUUAUCGAGAUAAACACAUUUACCAAGUAGAUAACUUUUCCGAACUGGAAAAAAUAAUUCAGAAAAAAGUUGUAGGUUUGUUUUUGAUUCCCUUUUGUAAUACUUUGGACUGCGAAAUAAAAAUAAAAGAAAAGGUGCCUUCAUAUAGUAUUAGGUGUAUCAAAGAGUUAAACCUUUCUGAAAAAGAAAAAAUACUCAGUUCAAAAAAAUGUUUGUUUUGUGAACUGACAGCCGAAAACAUGGUCUAUUUAGGAAGGUCCUAUUAA
Messenger RNA from Funneliformis geosporum, 1278 nucleotides. NCBI's taxonomy places the organism in Eukaryota, Fungi, Glomeromycota, Glomeromycetes, Glomerales, Glomeraceae. The record is from the annotation of a GenBank genome assembly.